AUGACGGGUCAGAACAGAGAGCAGAUGGUUGGUGGUCUCUCUGGUCUAAAGUUGAGACAUGAGGAGAGCUGCACUGCCCCCCUCCCUCCCUCCUCCAUUGAAGAAGAGCCGAGGAGGAACCAGGCGACGCACAGUGCCUUUGCAGCAUCCCACUCACCAUACAGGCAGAGGCUAACGCUAAAAGCCACGAGAUACGAGAGUUUCUCCGCGAUUGGACUGCGGGACUCCCAGCACAGGCACAGCCUUCCCCCGGUUCCCAUAGGAUCUUAA
Molecule: messenger RNA, 270 nt
Organism: Knipowitschia caucasica
Lineage: Eukaryota; Metazoa; Chordata; Actinopteri; Gobiiformes; Gobiidae
Source: the annotation of a GenBank genome assembly